GAGUCCUCCAUCCUCUGGUUGGCCACCGGAAAGUGCCGCCAACUACGGGCAGGCCCCACGUAUGAAAGUGAGAGCGGCAACUUCGGCUCUAAUUAAGAAAACAGUAAAACUCCGCCUCAGUGCAAAGCAAUGAGAAGGAAGAAGGGAAGGAGAGUCAGGCUUUCUACCCAACCCGUCCCAGGGUCCUUUAAGCGCCUUAUCCCUUCCUCCCAAGGAGGACAGUCCAGUCUGGCUCUCUGGCCCUGGCGGGAGAACGCAGGGAACCGCAGACGGUGCCCCUCGAGCCGGUCCCCGCGGACCUGCCAUCGGGCCCCGCGCUCCCAGCCCCCGCCCGGCCCGCGUGGCCCGGCUUCUGCCCUGGCGGCCCCCGGCGCGGCGGGGGUCCGCCUCCCCACGCAGGCCGGCCUAGGUGUCCCGGCGGCUCCCGGGCGCCCCCUGGCCCGGCUCCGGCGCCCGAGGUUUCCGGUGAGCUGCAGUCGCCGGUUAUGACGACUCCCUCCUCCGGAGCAGCCGCCGCCGCCGCCGCCGCCUCCUCCGCAGCCCCGGCUCUCCCGGCUCCAGAUUUUAGAUAUCUGAAACAUCACAACAGCUUCUUGGUGGUUCUGAGGAUUAAAGAGGCUUGGAGGUUGCUAUGUUCAUGCUGCUUGUCUUUGGAGCAUUGCUUCGUGAAGUUCCCCUGAGUGGCCAAGACGAGGUUCCUCCCCAGGCUGAUGGCAUUCUGGGCGCCCCUCUGUUCAACUAUGCCAGCCUCCGCCUGCCAGAAGAGCAUAUUCCCUUCUUUUUGCACAAUAAUAGGCAUAUUGCCACGGUCUGUAAGAAAGACUCGCAUUGUCCUUAUAAGAAACACUUAGAAAAUUUAAAGUACUGCUGGGGUUAUGAGAAAUCCUGCAGACCAGAGUUCAGGUUUAGUUACCCUGUUUGCACCUACGUGGAUAUGGGAUGGACGGACACUCUUGAAUCAGCCCAGGAAAUAUUCUGGAAGCAAGCCGACUUUGGGUAUUCUGGAGAGCGGCUGGAGGAACUCCACGUGCUCUGCCAGCCGAAGGGAAUGAAUGACUCAAGUCUGGUGUGUUCCCGUUACCUUCAGUACUGCAGAGCGACCAAUCUCUACCUUGAUUUAAGAAACAUCAAGAGAAACCACGACAGAUUUAAGGAAGAUUUUUUCCAGAGCGGGGAAAUUGGAGGACACUGUAAACUUGACAUUCGUAUGUUGAUGUCUCAAGGCCAGCGCAAAAGCCCUCUGCAGUCUUGGUUUGCUGAGCUACAAAGCUAUACUCAGCUCAACUUCAGACCAGUAGAAGAUGCUAAGUGUGACAUUGUUAUUGAGAAACCAACCUACUUCAUGAAAUUAGAUGCAGGUGUUAACAUGUAUCACCACUUCUGUGAUUUCAUCAAUCUUUAUAUUACUCAGCACAUUAAUAAUUCCUUCAGCACAGAUGUGCACGUUGUGAUGUGGGACACAAGCUCCUACGGAUAUGGUGACCUGUUCUCCGAUACAUGGAAAGCAUUUACUGAUUAUGAUGUUAUACAUUUGAAAACUUAUGAUUCCAAAAGGGUAUGUUUUAAAGAAGCUAUUUUUUCCUUACUCCCCCGGAUGAGAUACGGACUAUUCUAUAAUACCCCUCUGAUAUCUGGCUGUCAAAAUACCGGAUUAUUCCGGGCAUUUUCCCAGCAUGUACUACACAGACUGAACAUCACACAAGAGGGUCCCAAGGAUGGAAAAAUUCGAGUCACCAUUCUCGCACGGAGCACAGAAUACCGGAAAAUACUCAACCAAAAUGAGCUUGUAAAUGCACUGAAAACGGUAUCUACAUUUGAGGUCCAGAUUGUCGAUUAUAAGUAUAAGGAACUUGGGUUUUUAGAUCAGCUAAGGAUCACGCAUAACACGGACAUAUUUAUUGGAAUGCAUGGAGCUGGUCUUACCCAUUUACUUUUCCUUCCAGACUGGGCUGCUGUGUUUGAACUAUACAACUGUGGAGAUGAACGCUGUUACUUGGACCUGGCCAGGCUGAGAGGCGUCUACUACAUCACUUGGCGAAGGCAGAGCAAAGUCUUUCCUCAAGAUAAGGGCCACCACCCAACUCUGGGGGAACAUCCGAAGUUUACCAACUACUCUUUUGAUGUAGAAGAAUUUAUGUACCUUGUCCUUCAGGCUGCAGACCACGUAUUGCAACACCCGAAGUGGCCAUUCAAGAAAAAACAUGAUGAGCUAUAAAUGUGUUGAGUCUUUUGCCAAAAGGGAGUGUUUACACGGUCCUCCACCCAGACUCACCUCACAGUUAAAUAGGUAAAACAGCCUGUUAUCUCCUAGCCCCAAAGUACCUUUUUUUAAUACCAAAACAUGCCUUCAGGGUAUUACUUACGUGUUUUAUAGUCUUUAACUGUUUCAUGUGAUUGUUGUGUCAUUGCUAUUUAUCAAGAUACUCUUUUUGCACUGAAAACUUUACUUUUUAUAGUUCAGAAAUUGGGCCUGGGCUCACUGGCGUAAUUGAGCCUUUUUCUUAGGGAUACCAAAGUUUGCAACUUUCUUAGCUUUAGAAUUUGUAAAUGUUUUUAUAGAAUACCAUGAGCUCGUCAUUCUAGAGGCUUCCAAGUUGUUAAUGAUAUAUUUGAGCAAAUUCACAACUCAUUUAUUUGCCAUGAUUUGUUCACAGCACUGUUUGUAGUAGGAAAGGAAAACAUGCAAACACACACACACAGAGUUGUGGUUCUCAGUACCAAGCUAUAGGCCCGUGUUACAGAUUAAACAGUAUUAUAAACAGAUCUGUUUAACUGUAUCAUAGUCUAAACUAACUCCUGCUGAAUUCUCUGUUGUAUCUUUUUAGUCAACGCCAGGUUAUAUUCAUCAAGAACCUGAAUUAACCAUGCUUUUGCAUUAACUUCAUAUUCACAUUUCAUAUGCAAAUCAUGUUUUCCUCACAUGUAACAACCACAUAUGAUAAAAACAAAUGAGGACGUCCUUUAGGACUGUUUUGUGUACCUUCUAGCUGGUUUCCGCUGGUUCCUUCUUAGCCGUGGAGAGCAUUUAUAAAUCAAAUAGUGGUUUUGUUGCGUACCUGCUUGUAAGUGCAUAUACCUGUUUGUAUGCGUCUACCUCUUUUAGCAUGGAAGUAUUCCAAUCUUUGAUUUUACAGACUUUAAAUUAGCCACAAGAGGAGAUUUUUUUCCCUAUGAAAAAAGUAAAGACACACGCACGAAAAAGGUAAAGACAUGCAUGAAUUAUCCAAUUCAAAAUGAAUAAGAAGCCAUAAGAAAGUGCCAUUGAUUAAACAGCAUAUCUGAAAUGCAGUCCCACUCUUUGAAUGGGCUUCAUUUCCUAUUGUCUAUGAACUUUCAAUUUAGUGGUCAGAAACCAUGGAUUUAUUUUACUGUAAAAUGUGAAGUUUACAUUUUAUUAACACUUGAGCAGUCUAAUUUAGAGACUAGCAACUUCUAUUUUUUUAAGUAGGGGAUUAACAGAGUACAGCAGAGCUAAGCAUUUUUUCUUUUUUAAUAUUUUAGAGUUGUAAAAAAAAAAAAAAAAAGAAUAUACA
Molecule: messenger RNA, 3533 nt
Organism: Balaenoptera musculus (blue whale)
Lineage: Eukaryota; Metazoa; Chordata; Mammalia; Artiodactyla; Balaenopteridae
Gene: EOGT
Product: EGF domain specific O-linked N-acetylglucosamine transferase
Exons: 17
Coding region: 632-2215 (527 amino acids)
Cellular component (GO): endoplasmic reticulum lumen
Molecular function (GO): protein N-acetylglucosaminyltransferase activity
Source: RefSeq, a predicted model, not a curated record